AUGGCAACUCUCACUUUCCAUCUUUCCCGCCUCGCCCUCCACCACUUCCAUUUUUCUCCCCUUCUCUUCAUAACCCGACACCGUGCCAUCUCGUUCCGCCGCCGCCACACCUCUGCUGCUUUCUUCUCUCGCCGCUCCUCCACCACUACUACCACCUCCUCCCGCCGCUUCUCAGUUUCCGCCACUGCUUCCACUUCUCCAGAGAGCAGUAGUCAUGGUGGUGGAGUGAUUGAUGAUGAAAAAUAUGAUGUGAUUGUGGUUGGAGGAGGGCAUGCUGGUUGUGAAGCAGCGCUUGCUUCUGCUCAUUUAGGGGCGAAAACCCUUCUUCUAACGCUAAAUAUCGACCGAAUAGCAUGGCAGCCUUGCAAUCCAGCAGUAGGUGGGCCUGCAAAAUCACAACUAGUGCAUGAAGUAGAUGCUCUUGGUGGUGAAAUUGGGAAAAUUGCUGAUAGGUGCUAUUUACAAAAACGUGUGCUAAACACAUCAAGGGGUCCUGCUGUUCGAGCUUUGCGUGCACAAACUGACAAAAGGGAGUAUGCUAUGGAAAUGAAAAAAAUAGUGGAGAGCACUCCAAACCUUUCCAUCAGAGAGGCAAUGGUGGUAGAUAUCUUGCUCGGAAAGAAUGACAACGUGGAAGGUGUUCGCACUUUUUUUGGGAUGAACUUCUAUGCUUCUUCAGUUGUUCUUACAACUGGAACUUUUAUGAGUGGUAAAAUUUGGGUUGGUAGAACUUCUAUGCCUGCUGGAAGAGCUGGGGAAUCUGCUUCAGAGGGACUGACUGAGAACUUGCAACACCUUGGUUUUGAAACUGAUCGGUUAAAAACUGGAACCCCAGCACGUGUGGAUAUUCGUACUGUAGAUUUUACUGGAUUAGAACCCCAGCCUGGAGAUGAAGAGGUCCAUUGGUUUAGUUUUGAUCCAGAUGUACAUAUUGAAAGGGAACAAAUGUGUUGCUACCUAACACGCACAACAAAAAUAACCCAUCAGCUUAUUAAGGAUAACUUGCAUGAAACUCCCACUUAUGGAGGGUGGGUUGAAGCAAAGGGUCCUCGAUACUGCCCUUCCAUUGAAGAUAAGAUUGUAAGAUUUCAAGAUAAAGAGUCCCAUCAGAUUUUUCUUGAACCUGAGGGUAGAGAUGUGCCUGAGCUGUAUGUGCAGGGGUUCUCAACUGGUUUACCAGAGAAACUGCAGUUACCACUCUUGAGAACUUUGCCAGGACUUGAAAACUGUUCAAUGCUGAGGCCUGCAUAUGCUGUGGAGUAUGAUUUCCUUCCUGCACAUCAAUGCUCUAGGUCUCUAAUGACAAAGAAAAUUGAUGGUCUUUUCUUCUCUGGUCAGAUAAAUGGGACAACAGGGUAUGAAGAGGCUGCAGCACAGGGAAUUAUUUCUGGUAUUAAUGCUGCAAGACAUUCAGAUGGUAAGCCUCUCAUUGUUCUUGAGAGGGAAAGCAGUUACAUAGGGACGUUGAUUGACGAUCUGAUCACUAAAGACCUUCGAGAGCCUUACCGAAUGUUGACAAGCCGUUCAGAACACCGAUUGCUUCUUCGAUCUGAUAAUGCUGAUAGUCGUCUAACACCUUUGGGGCGUGAAAUGGGGCUGAUAGAUGAUAGACGGUGGAAACUAUACCAGGAUAAGCAAGAUCGAAUUUCAGCAGAAAAAAAGCGUUUGAAAACUGUCAGGAUUUCAGGAGGAGAUUUGGCUGCUAAUGUUACUAGCAUGUCCAGACAGCCUGUGAGGGACUCUUCGACACUGGAGAGUCUUCUAAAGAAACCACAUGUGCAGUAUGAAGUUUUUGAUAAGCAUGGUUUUGGCAAUGAACAAUUAUCCAGAGAGGAGAAACAGUGUGUAGAGAUUGAUGUCAAGUAUGAGGGCUUCAUUGUGCGCCAGCAUAUUCAGCUCCAACAGAUGGCCCAUCAACAAAAUAGACCACUUCCAGAGGACUUGGAUUACCAUGCAAUGACAACUUUGUCUCAUGAAGCACGUGAGAAACUCUCCAAGGUCAGGCCACAAACCAUCGGUCAAGCAAGCAGAGUGGGUGGGGUGAGCCCUGCCGACAUUACAGCUCUUCUCAUUAUCAUUGAAGGCAACCGAAGAAAAGCUCAGGAACAGAGGAGAGACCAGAUGCUGACUUCUGUCAUGAUAGACACUGAUCACGAGUCCAAUGUCCCUUUGACAAAAACAAUCAGCUUGUGA
This is a messenger RNA of Dovyalis caffra, 2193 nucleotides long. NCBI's taxonomy places the organism in Eukaryota, Viridiplantae, Streptophyta, Magnoliopsida, Malpighiales, Salicaceae. The record is from the annotation of a GenBank genome assembly.